Molecule: messenger RNA, 4146 nt
Organism: Arvicola amphibius (Eurasian water vole)
Lineage: Eukaryota; Metazoa; Chordata; Mammalia; Rodentia; Cricetidae
Gene: Sgpl1
Product: sphingosine-1-phosphate lyase 1
Exons: 15
Coding region: 198-1904 (568 amino acids)
Biological process (GO): carboxylic acid metabolic process; sphingolipid catabolic process
Cellular component (GO): endoplasmic reticulum
Molecular function (GO): sphinganine-1-phosphate aldolase activity; pyridoxal phosphate binding
Source: RefSeq, a predicted model, not a curated record
AGGCGCAUCUCCAAUCUCUGCGACUGCAGCGGAAGGGGGAACUCGGAUCCGGCGGCUGGCGACUCAGUCGCUUGCAGAGCGGAGGCGCGCGAGGUGUGCGGCUGCAAGGCUGAGCCUCUGCGGGGAAGAAGGCGCGGGACCUCGGCCUGAGGAGACGCUGAAAAAGAGGAGUCCUGGGAAGACUCCUGUGGAGGAAGAUGCCCAGUACCGACCUUCUAAAGUUGAAGGACUUUGAGCCUUACUUGGAGAUUUUGGAAGCAUAUUCCACAAAAGCCAAGAAUUAUGUGAAUGGGUAUUGCACCAAAUACGAGCCCUGGCAGCUAAUUGCGUGGAGUGUUCUAUGCACCCUGCUGAUAGUCUGGGUGUAUGAGCUUAUCUUCCAGCCAGAGAGUUUAUGGUCACGGUUUAAAAAGAAAUUAUUUAGGCUAAUAAGGAAGAUGCCAAUUGUUGGACGCAAGAUUGAAGAGCAGUUGCGGAAGACGAAGAAAGAUCUCAUCAAGCACAUGCCGUUCCUGAAGGUGGACAGAGAGUAUGUGAAAGCUCUGCCUGCUCAGGGCCUGAGCACAGCUGAGGUUCUGGAGAAACUCAAGGAGUACAGUUCCAUGGAUGUCUUCUGGCAAGAAGGGAAAGCCUCAGGAGCUGUGUACAAUGGGGAGCCGAAGCUCACAGAGUUGCUGGUGCAGGCUUAUGGAGAGUUCGCCUGGAGCAACCCUCUGCAUCCAGAUAUCUUCCCUGGACUACGGAAGUUAGAGGCAGAAAUUGUAAGGAUGACUUGUUCCCUUUUCAACGGGGGACCAGAUUCCUGUGGAUGUAUGACAUCUGGGGGCACAGAAAGCAUCCUGAUGGCUUGCAAAGCUUACCGGGACUUGGCCUUUGAGAAGGGGAUCAAAACUCCAGAAAUUGUGGCUCCUGAGAGUGCCCAUGCUGCAUUUGACAAAGCAGCUCAUUAUUUUGGGAUGAAGAUUGUACGUGUUGCGGUGGACAAGAACAUGGAGGUGAAUGUGCGGGCAAUGAGAAGAGCCAUCUCCAAGAACACAGCUAUGCUGGUGUGUUCUGCCCCACAGUUUCCUCAUGGUGUGAUUGAUCCUAUUCCUGAAGUGGCCAAGCUGGCUCUCAAAUACAAAAUACCUUUUCAUGUGGAUGCUUGUCUGGGGGGCUUCCUCAUUGUCUUCAUGGAGAAAGCGGGGUACCCACUGAAGAAACAGUUUGAUUUCCGGGUGAAAGGUGUGACCAGCAUCUCAGCAGAUACUCAUAAGUACGGAUAUGCUCCCAAAGGCUCAUCAGUGGUGUUGUACUCUGACGAGAAGUAUAGGAAGUACCAGUUCUUUGUUGGUGCAGAUUGGCAAGGUGGCAUCUACGCAUCUCCAAGCAUGGCUGGCUCACGGCCUGGUGGCAUCAUUGCGUCCUGUUGGGCUACCUUGAUGCACUUUGGUGAGAACGGCUAUGUUGAAGCUACCAAACAGAUCAUCAAAACUGCUCGCUUCCUCAAGUCAGAAUUGGAAAACAUCAAAGGCAUCUUCAUUUUGGGGGAUCCUCAACUGUCAGUUAUUGCUCUGGGUUCCCAUGAUUUUGACAUCUACCGACUAUCUAAUAUGAUGUCUGCGAAGGGGUGGAAUUUUAACUACUUGCAGUUCCCCAAAAGCAUCCACUUCUGCAUCACGUUAGUACACACUCGGAAGCGGGUGGCAAUCCAGUUCCUAAAGGAUAUUCGGGAAUCGGUCACACAAAUCAUGAAGAAUCCUAAAGCUAAGACCACAGGAAUGGGUGCCAUCUACGGCAUGGCCCAGGCAACUAUUGACAGGAAUCUGGUUGCAGAAAUAUCCUCCGUCUUCUUGGACAGCCUUUAUAGUACCGAUCCUGUGACUCAGGGCAGCCAGAUGAAUGGUUCUCCAAAGCCCCGCUGAACUUUGACCCUUGUUAAUUCCAUGGAGCUUCAGGCCUUCAGAAGGUUCUUGGCAUUUGGAACAGAACAUGCACAACUUGACAUCUGGACCUGCUCCUGAGAGCACAAUACGAUAAACCAUAAGAUAGCUUCAGCCUCAGGACUCCUUUUGUUUCCUUUUGUGGCUUUUAAUUUGAAGACCCUGAAGGAUUCCACUGCGCAAUGAGUCUGCCCUGGUUAAAAUGUUACCCUAAAAAUUGUUUUAACCAUAUUCCCCUCUAACAUCUUUAGCAGCAUCUUCACGUAAUCAUUGUAUGGUGGCUCUGACCUGUCCUGAUUUCCUAGGGAAAGUGUGAGAUAGCAAGAGGAUGUCUUUGCUAUCUCAGUCCGAUGGUUUGGCUCUCAGGCAGGAGGCAUUUAUGUACUGUGUUCCCCAGGUGGGUGUUUCUAUGUCCCUAGCAGGAGGUUAUUUCAGCCUCUGCUUCAGGAGAUGUCACUUGACUCUCAGGAUCACCUUCAUUGCAACUCGUUUUACUUUUCCAAGCACAGGUUGGCCAGGUCAUUGACCUCUUUUUUUUUUUUUUUUGCAUAACUGGAGCACAUUCCCUUAGCAGGGUUUGAAGUGCUCCUUUGUCUUCUGUGCAUGACCUUGGUUGCUACCAUCAGUGGAGAAGCCUGUUGGCAGUGAUACUUCUCCAUGUUCCUUCUACACUGUAGGAUAGGAAAGGAAGAUGUUUUCAGAGACUCCAGGGCCUUUUUGGCUGUGGUGCUGCCUGUGGAUAGGGGUAGAUCACACCUGAGCCCUCUCCCGGGCCCGAUGAGCCGAAACCAGACCCUUCCCCAUAUUUUCUUGAAUAGCAGUGUAGGUAAACACCUAUGCGCACAUGUGGGUGGGGUCUUCCCUUCCUCAUUGCCUUAAUCUAUCAUGUAAUGAGAAUCUGUUUUUAUUGAAGGAAAUACUCCCCAAGUGUCCUUGAUUUUCCUCAGUGGUGUGAAGAUGUACAGGGCACCCUUUCUCUAUCAGUGUGUUCUUCGUGCCUCUUCCCCCGAUUCAGCUUCCAAAGGUACGAUGGCAUUUUAGCUACAGGUACUGGAUGCUCCUCAGCCCCUGCUGAAAGGAAGCUGCGUAGGACAAGAGAGGCAUUUGGGGGUAGAAAGGCAUGGCUGCAGCCAUUACACCUGGGGCCCGGGAUUCCUUCACAAGACUUGAUUGCCCAGGGCGAUAUAGGGCCAGAACCAACCCCUGUGCCAGCUUCCCACUUGCUUCUCCCUUUUAGGGAUGGGGGCUCUGAUCUAGGCCGAGCCCCUGUCCUCCUCCGAUGAUCAUACCAUGUGCCUUUCUCCCCAGCAGUGAGUGGUAAACUUACUCAUCACCCAGGUCCUGGCAGAAAUGGACCAGUCUUUGAGGUGUGUCUGCGUGUAGGACAAGUCAGCAGGAGCCUUUCUCUGUUCCCUCCCCUUCUCAGGGAUUCCUGAGUAUUGCUGGCUGUGAGAGAGCCAAACCACCAGGCUCUUCCUCACCUUCCUUCGGAAGUGAUCCUCAGCACUGUUCUGACCCCAGAACUGUUACUAGCUGGCUCAUUGCAUAGCGAGUGUGUAUGUCCACUUCCCUCCUGUAUGCUCUAUAGUGCACUGUGGGGUUCAGGGAUGCUUGGUGCUCGCUCGUGUCAGAAAGAGGCUGAGUUUCCGAGCACUUCCAGUGGUUAGCACUAUGUAAGACUCAUCUCUGGGUCUACAGUACAUCAUGCUAGAGAGGUCCAGGGACCACCCAGCAGGCACCACUGGCUUGCCAGUGCUUAAAAUGGAGAAACAGGUCCCCCAUAGCCUCAGAGGACCUGAUGGGCUCCCUUCCUUUGUGACAGUGCUGGUAUGGGUGAUGGUGUUUUUCAGAGGGACCUGCUGUAGCUACUUUAUGAUUAGGAACUUUAGUGUGACUUCAGGCUAUCACUGUGUGUGUCUUCGUGUGUGCAUGCCAUGCCUAGCUGGUGUCAGGGGUGGGUGGGGUGUCUAGCAUCAUGUGGCUUAGUAGGUGCCACAGUGGCUUCUGCAAACACCGUACUGUCUAGUUUCUGUAUUAGACGUAGGUAGUACUGUGAAUAUACUGCCAUGUCACGUUUAAUAUCACCAGUUUUAUACUCGGAAAUGGUACUUGCCUCUUUGAAAACUGUUUCGUCUUCUCUAACCUUCCCAUCAUCUCCAUGCCCUUUCCUGACUGCCGCAAUAACUCUUAAACAGUUUAAUAAUUAAAUAUCCCAAACUAUUAA